Molecule: messenger RNA, 1655 nt
Organism: Suillus subalutaceus
Lineage: Eukaryota; Fungi; Basidiomycota; Agaricomycetes; Boletales; Suillaceae
Product: glycosyl hydrolase catalytic core-domain-containing protein
Exons: 6
Coding region: 231-1322 (363 amino acids)
Biological process (GO): fungal-type cell wall polysaccharide metabolic process
Cellular component (GO): fungal-type cell wall
Source: RefSeq, a predicted model, not a curated record
AUUGAUAUUCGCCGUGCGAUUGCUUACAUAAUUCAAUCGUUAAAAUGUGGUCUUUUUUCGCCAUCUGCAUUGUUCAUUCAGGUUCUUUCAUUCAACACGUCGAGCUUACGGCUCUUCCUCACUCAUUUUAGACCACUCUCUCUCAAUUUCCGUGUUUAUACCUUUAUAUAUAAACCAUCCGUCUUAAAGACGAUUCCCUCAGUCUGCGUCCCGAACAACGACUAGAAAAAAUGGCCGCUCUCAAAUUAUUCAAUCUUCUUGUCCUGGCUUCAGUCGCUCUUUUUGCACUCGAAUCUGGUCCUACCUCUGUCAAUGCCUUGACUACAGAUCGUUCUCAUGUCGCUCGUUAUGCUAGUGGCCAUGAGGCCGUAGCAGCGGCAAAGAAGAAACGUAACACCAGUAGCUGCAAGCCUAAGCCAACAAAUGCCAACACCACUACGGCAAGUACUCCCACUCCGUCUUGGUCUUCGUCAUCGUCAGCUGGAGACGCUUCUCCUUACACGUCGGCACCCUCGAGCUCGAGCACUUCUAUCUACGUUUCCGCAACCCCUACCUCUACUACCCCCACUCCUACCCCCACUUCUACCCCCGCUAGCACUUCAAGUGGCAAGAAGUGGGGUUUGGCCUGGCCUAAUGGCGAUACUGACUACCUAUCCACCUUCGCCGCCCUUUCCAAUGUUGGCUACCUUUACACUUGGAGUCCUUACUUACCCACCGACCUCUACGGCCUCAAAGGUAUUCCCAUGUUAUGGGGUUAUGACCAGGUUUCCGACUUUCAAAGCUUGGUUGUCGCUGGCUACGCCAACUACGUUCUUGGCAUGAACGAGCCCAACGAACCCAGCCAGUCCAACAUGAGCCCCUCAGAUGGUGUUGCGCUCUGGCAGCAAUAUAUCAACCCGUUGAAAGACGAAGGCUACUACCUUAUCUCCCCUGCUUGCACCAAUGAUCAGACUGGUCUCGACUGGAUGGCCAGCUUCUUCCAAGAAUGCUCUGGUUGCCAUGUUGAUGCCGUCGCCUUCCACUUCUACGGGACUGAUGCUCAAGAUUUCAUCUCUUAUGCCACCCAGCUGUACAACACAUACAACUUGCCCAUCUGGGUUACCGAGUUUGCUGACCAGAGCUUCAGCGGCGGUGCACAGGCUACCCAAGAUGAAGUUUAUGCUUUUGCUAGCACCGUCGCCAACUUUGUUGACAGCACUUCCUGGUUUGAAGUUGCCUUCCCCUUUGGCGUUAUGAGCGACCUUCAAGGUGUCAACACUGCCAAUGCUCUCCUUUCCAGCGAUGACACCCCCACUUCUCUUGCCUACAACUACUUUGGCUAAGGUAUAUUGGUCUUGAUCAUGACUAAUAAUACAUAGCCCGCGGGGUUCAGGCUUUUGGACCUAUCAGCUUCGCUGUAUUCCCGGUUACGAUACCCUUAUAUCUCAUGCCACUUGGAUUCACUUCAUUCUACUUAUCGUUUAUCUCACUGUUACCCUUGUCUAGUCGCAAGCUUGAUGUAGCGUGCUGGUUUCGCAUGUCGCCGUGCGACGCAAUUGACUGGAAAACUCGCGCUUUUGUUGAACAAAUGCAGACUUUAUAUCCGCAAUUAGAUGUACUGUUUUUUGUAAUGGCGUGCAAAUGACUGAGCGAGCCUCAGUGACUUUUUUUUGCGA